AAUUGGAGACUGUCAAAAGGAAAUGUUAUGUCUGACGCCAUAUUGCCUUAUUUAUAUUCGUGACAAGUGUUAAGUAUAAGCGUUUUGGUUUCUUUAUUUCGUCUAAUUCUGUUUGUUUCUUUCUUUCUUUUAAAAAAGCAAACAUCUAACAAUGGAGGAACAAAGUGGAACAUCUGCGCCAAGGGUAAGCGAUAAACGCUUAGCACAAACUCAAGCUAAAGUCGAUGAAGUUGUUGGAAUAAUGCGUGUCAACGUUGAGAAAGUUUUGGAAAGAGAUCAAAAGUUAUCCGAACUAGACAAUCGCGCAGAUGCGUUACAGCAUGGAGCUGCGCAAUUUGAACAACAGGCCGGUAAGCUGAAAAGAAAGUACUGGUGGCAAAACAUGAAGAUGAUGCUAAUUAUCGGUGCUAUCGGUGCGGUGCUACUUAUCAUCAUUAUUGUGUGGGCUACAUCCGGAUCCAGCUCAGCCUCCGCGCCUGCUCCAUCUCCUCCAGUUACUGAAGCCCCUCCAAACUCUGGGCAAUAAUUUUGCACAAAUUUUACAUUGAAUUCUGCAUUACAACAAUGGUAAUUUCCUUAAACAUGGAUUUUGUAACUUAUAAGAGCUAUACACGAUUUUGACUAAUUUAAGUGAAUGCUGGCUCCUUUAAGUAACUUCAAUUUUUUGAUACUUGUGCCUUUUGCACACUGAGUAAUCCAUACAUUUAAUUUAACUAAGUUCGGAUUUGCCAGUCACCUCUGAUUACACUCACAGAGGUAUGAGAUUCACCAUUUAUGGAUUACAUCAUGGUUAUUGUCAUCAUUAUCACCACCAAUCCUUACAUCUUGAAAGUGUAGCAACAAGUCAAACUUCUAGUUGUGUCUAACUUCUAUCUUUUAAUGCUAAAUUGCUUUACAGACUUGGAAGGAAGAAAUUAAAAUUGUAUUUAAAUUAAAAAGAAAUUUACUUUUGUUAUGUGCAGAAUGAUUAGACAUAAAGAAAUUGAUUUAUUGUCAGCUAUUAUCUAUUAUGAAAGAAAUUUGACCUAUAACUUGACUGAAACUUAAAAGAAACUAUUUUAUACCACAUUUACCUUCACACUGUUAUAUAUUUCUAGCAAAUUUCUUAUACAAUAGCUUUUGAUAUGUGUCUACAAAAUUAUUAAUGGAUGAAAAGGUAAUUUAUUCAGGUAAAUAUUUAUAUACUUAUUGACUUAAAGUCAAAUAUGUUUAGAUUUUAGCGAUAUUAAGUAUUACUAGGUGUUGCUUUAUGUAUGGAGAACAAUUUUACCUAAAAGUGGCAAACUUGUACAGCAUAUAAAAGUUAUAUAUUUAAAAGUUACUAAUUGAUAAUACAAAGUAUAUAUUGGCCAGUUAAGCAGAACUGAAUUUACAUAAAAUAUGCCAUUAAUAAUAUAAAAAUAAAAGAUACAUUGUGGUUAUUGUUGCUUAUUGGAUAAAUCAAGCUUUUAAAUGUUGCCUGUUAAGAAUUUAAAAAGCACAAUUUGUAUUUAGCACAAACUUUUAUUUAAUAGUUAUAAAUAUUGUAAUAAACAAUUCUAUUGUAAACACUAAAAUACUGGUUGUAAGAAGUACUAAUUAUUUGAGAAAACUUACUGCAUUUAAGUAAAUAGAAGAGAAAUAGUGACAACAUAUGGGACCAAAAGCAUUACUAAUUGCAGCACCCGAGGUCCAUUCUGUCUGGUUUUGCCUUCAAGCUAAGUAAUGUAAAAUGAUGUUGUUUACUAAAUUUAUAUUAUACUGUAUUUACUUAGUUGUUUUGUAUUGUAUAAGAUUAUAAUUAAAGUAUGUA
Molecule: messenger RNA, 1792 nt
Organism: Papilio polytes (common Mormon)
Lineage: Eukaryota; Metazoa; Arthropoda; Insecta; Lepidoptera; Papilionidae
Product: synaptobrevin-1
Exons: 1
Coding region: 152-526 (124 amino acids)
Biological process (GO): vesicle-mediated transport; vesicle fusion
Cellular component (GO): plasma membrane; SNARE complex
Molecular function (GO): SNAP receptor activity; syntaxin binding
Source: RefSeq, a predicted model, not a curated record